This is a messenger RNA of Acaulospora morrowiae, 316 nucleotides long. The record is from the annotation of a GenBank genome assembly. Lineage: Eukaryota; Fungi; Glomeromycota; Glomeromycetes; Diversisporales; Acaulosporaceae.
CAAGGAAUUAAAUUUUAAAAUGGACCUAUUUGAGAAUCCGAAGUUGUCGACUAAGCUUAUAAAUCAUUUUGAUUAUAGUUCAUUUGUAAAUGUUGAACCUACUUCAACAGCGAUUAACGUUAAGAAAGCUUACUUAAGAAAACUUGAUAAAAAUGUCGCUCUUAAGUAUUUAAGAGAUGAUAAGUAUAAGAAUGUCGAUGAGUAUUAUGAGAAUUUUGCCAGAGAGGUACAAAGCUUGAACAAAUUAAAACUUGUUAAUAGCGAGUAUAUAGUCAAGUUUAUGGGUAUUGGCAAAGGUAUAUUUUAUUAUUUGUAA